AUUAUGAAGGAGCUUCACGAACUAAAAUCUGUGGAGACAUACAAUCAAUCUUUAAACGCAUUUGAAAAGGACAUACGAAAUAGUUACGUGAAUAAGUUUAUGGUUACUGGCAGAGUAAGUACAUGUAAUAGACUGCAUGUCUGUCUUAGCUUGUAGAUAAAAGCUAUAUGCUAAUUUUGCUAGUUCCGCAGUAAGUAUUACAGUAAAUAUCACAGAUAUUUAUCUUAGUUUUACACAGAGGCGAGUAGAGUUCUAAAAAACUGUAAUCAAGUAACAGUUUUAAUCUGCUUAUAUUGUUCAUAAGUUAGAUUGGUACGAGGCCAGAGCGAGUUCUAAGCUUUAGCUUGUUUACUGUUGUCAUAGCAACUCCAUAGCAACCGCCUGCUAAGGUGGCGGUCGGUUACAAAGUUAACGGAAGAGUGACGUCAAGUGAAAUGGUGUGGGGAUUUUUCUAACAUUAGCGGAAUAUGCAGAAAGAUGUGUGUAAAAAUAAUUAAUGUAAAGAUGCAGCUGUAGAGUGACUACAGCACAGAGUAACUAAACUUAUUCUAAUAAAAAGAGCGAUUAAAAACUCCUGGAUACAUCGAGAACAGAUCACCUGAGCAAGAAGGAGCAAGAAGGAGAAGCAGAAGUAGAAGAAGAAGAUUGUUCACCUGUCCUGCCACUGAGGGUUCUAAUGAAAGGUGCUUAAAGAAGCAUGAAAAUACCAUUCAAUCUGCUGCUGCUGCAGAGGAGCAGCUCGCAUCAUUUCACCAAUCAAUGCAGCCAGGCUGUGUGUCCGUGGGUUCCGCGGCAGCCGGAGUGGAGAAGCGGUUGCAGAAACUCAGUCUGCAACUGAACACACCUGCGAUGCUCCUGGAUGCUCCUGUCCGCGCUCUCCUCCUUCUGAGCGGGGAAACUCUCCGAUGUGAGCUCGUCUGUGCGUAAAAGUGUCCGGCUCCGUCAUGGCCUAUCCUCAGGGGUUCCUCUUCCAGCCCUCCGUGUCCCUGGCUCUGCCCUUCAGCUCCGGGAUCAUCCUGGGUCAGAGGACCGAGGGCUCAGCCUUCGCUCCGUACUCCUCAUCCGCGACCUCCUCCCCCGGAUUCAGCUCCCACUCGCCGUACGGAGGAGAGCCGCGGGCCGCCGCCACCAUCAGCUCUUUCAUGAACCCGGGCUACGAUCCAUCCUCGGGCGUCUCCGGAUCCUUGGACUACCAUGCCUUCGGGCCUCUGGGGGCCUACCCGUACGGAGACCCAACCUACAGGAAGAACGCCACGCGGGACGCCACGGCCACGCUCAAGGCCUGGCUGAACGAGCAUCGGAAGAACCCGUACCCCACCAAGGGGGAGAAGAUCAUGCUGGCCAUCAUCACCAAGAUGACGCUGACGCAGGUCUCCACCUGGUUCGCCAACGCUCGGCGGCGGCUGAAGAAGGAGAACAAGAUGACGUGGACGCCGCGGAACCGGAGCGAGGAUGAGGAAGAGGAGGACGCCAUCGACCUGGAGCGCACUGAGGAAGACGACGAGCCACUGAAGCUGACCGAGGAGGAGACGGAGCUGCGGAGCGACAGCGGCGUCCAUCACCCCUCCGCCUCAGAUUCCAGCCGGUUGGCGUUCCGGGAGGACCCCGGCAUCGACCGGGCCCCUUUGGACCAGAGGUUGCCCCAUGUUGCGCCCCCUCCUCACAGCGGGCCCCUGGAGGCCCUCAGAGCCUCUGGAUCUGAGCGUAUGUCAUCACCGAGCUCCUUGGAUUCUUGCAGCGCCACUCAGGGGCCGAACCCGGCCCCAAAGCCCAAACUGUGGUCCCUGGCAGAAAUCGCCACGUCUGUGGACAAAAAAACAGGAAGUAGUGACUCGCCGCAGAGCAGGGGGCGGAGCUCUCUGAGUCACGGCCCCGCCCUGCCGAGGCACCUGUACUACGCCUCCCCGUUCAUCCCUGGAUACUCCAGCUUCAGGCCGCUGGGGCCCCUGCAGGGCGGCCCCGGCUCACACAUUAACGGAUUACAGCAGAAGAUGCUGCAGCGGGCCGAGGCCGCAGCCAGGGACUGCCGACUGCGCAGCCAGAGCCAGACAGAGCUGCAGGAGCUAAAGAGAGGCAUGACGAACGUGUAGCUGCUCAGAGAAUCCUGCUGAACUUUGACCCCGAGACAGUUUCACAGCUUUUCUAUGUUGAUCAGAUGUAACCUUUGUAGUGCGUUUCUGCACCCAACAUGACAUUUCAUUGAUUAAAAAAUAGUUUUAUUAAGAUGAAAGUGAGCGCCUGCGU
Gambusia affinis (western mosquitofish) is the source of this 2244-nucleotide messenger RNA. RefSeq names its product iroquois-class homeodomain protein IRX-5-like. The coding region runs from base 945 to 2090 and encodes 381 amino acids. Gene Ontology annotation, cellular component: nucleus. Gene Ontology annotation, biological process: cell development; regulation of transcription by RNA polymerase II; neuron differentiation. Lineage: Eukaryota; Metazoa; Chordata; Actinopteri; Cyprinodontiformes; Poeciliidae. Gene Ontology annotation, molecular function: DNA-binding transcription factor activity, RNA polymerase II-specific; RNA polymerase II cis-regulatory region sequence-specific DNA binding. The record is from RefSeq and is a predicted model, not a curated record. The transcript is spliced from 5 exons.